Messenger RNA from Lasiodiplodia theobromae, 11634 nucleotides. RefSeq names its product Nonribosomal peptide protein. NCBI's taxonomy places the organism in Eukaryota, Fungi, Ascomycota, Dothideomycetes, Botryosphaeriales, Botryosphaeriaceae. Gene Ontology annotation, molecular function: phosphopantetheine binding; catalytic activity. The coding region runs from base 1 to 11634 and encodes 3877 amino acids. Gene Ontology annotation, cellular component: cytoplasm. The transcript is spliced from 5 exons. The record is from RefSeq and is a predicted model, not a curated record. Gene Ontology annotation, biological process: amino acid activation for nonribosomal peptide biosynthetic process; secondary metabolite biosynthetic process.
AUGAACAGCGAGAUCACGAAGGCCGAGAUUGCCGAGACCUGCAUCCAUCAGCUCAUCUCCAAACAUGUUCGCUCUAGUCCCAACGACGAGGCUGUCGCCUCAUCCUCGGGCGAAUCUCUGACCUACUCGGCUCUCGAUGAUGCCGCCGAGCGCGUCGCCCACCAGCUGCGGGCUCACGGUGCGGGUCCGGAGCGGUUCGUUGUCGUCUGUUUCGAGAAAUGUAUCUGGACAGUUGUCGCCAUCUACGCCAUCCUGAAAGCCGGAGCCGCCUUCGUGCUCCUCGACCCGGCGCAUCCCGACGAGCGGCUCCGCAUCAUCGUCCGCAAGACAGGAGCGGAAGUAGCCAUUACCUCGGCAACUUGCCACCACCGCCUCGCCUCGCUCGUCCACACUGCCUUGACCCCCACCACUACCGCCUCGCCCGCCUCAAGCAGCACCAGCAUCAGCAGCAACAGCAGCGACCAUGACCCACAGCAGCAAGAAGUCCGCCCCAGCAACCUCGCCUACGCCGUCUUCACGUCCGGCAGCACCGGCGAGCCGAAAGGCGUGCUCGCCACGCACAGCAACUUCUUCCACUUCAUCACACGCUUCGACGCGUCCAUCAUGGAGAUGCUGGGCGCGCUGGCGGGUGGCGGGACCGUGUGUGUCGUGUCGGACGCCGAAAGGCUGGACGGCGGGGCGCUGGUGGAUGCGGCGCGCCGGCUGCGCGUGAGCUGGACGUUUCUGACACCGACGGUGCUGGUGAAGCUGUUGCCGCCGGAGUCCGAGGACGCGGGCUCCCGGGACGAAGACGGGGGCAGCAUCAUCCCCUCCCUCCGCACGCUCGUUGCCGGCGGCGAGGCUAUGGUGCCGGCCGUGGUCGAGCGGUGGGCGCACCGGGUCGAGCUGGUCAACGGCUACGGGCCGACCGAGACGAGCAUGAUCUGCGUGUCGAGGCCGGUGCCGCCGCUGCGGGCCGGGGCCGACCCUGCGAACAUCGGCCGGUGCCUGGUCGGGCGCGGCUGGCUGGUGGAUCCGGACGAUGACGGGCGGCUGAUCGCCGACGGCGACGACAGCGUCGGCGAGCUGCUGCUCGAGGGGCCACACGUGGGGCGCGGCUACGUGCAUGAUCCCGAGAGGACAGCGGCGGCGUUCAUUGGGAGGCCUGCGUGGCAUGAGAGGCUGUUCCCAUAUGAGGCGGGUCCGCACGCAUUCUACAAGAGCGGUGAUCUCUGCCACCGGGCGCCCGAUGGCUCGUACGUCUACGUCGGCCGCAAGGACCGGCAGGUCAAGAUUAACGGGCAGCGCACGGAACUGGGGGAGAUUGAGCAGGCGUUCCGGCAGUAUCUGGGAGCUUCUGAGCACAUCUCUGUGGAGCUGAUUAAGCAGGCGACCGGCACGUCGACACUGGUCGGGUUCGUUACGCUGGGCGACGACGGCGGGGGGAACGGCGCGGAGAUGCAGGAGCGCGUCAAUGUGAGGAUGGCCGAGGUGCAGAAGCGCGCUGCGGAAGUGCUGCCGGCUUUCAUGGUGCCGAGAGUCUACGUGGCGGUGCCUGAGCUUCCGCUGACAAUGACCGGGAAAUUGGAUCGGAAGCAGCUCCAGGCGCUAGGGGCGGCACGGCUCUCAGCGGUGUUGCCGAAGCCAAUCGAGCGUGAGGCGAGCGCAACCGAGGCAGCACUCCGGGCGGUGUGGAGCAAUGUGCUCAACAUAUCGCAGGAGGCUAUUGGGUUGCGGAAGCCAUUCCAGAGCUUCGGAGGUGAUUCCAUUUCCGCCAUGCAAAUUGUCGCGCAGGCGAAGAGCAUUGGCCUCAGGCUCUCGGUGCAGCAGGUUCUUCGCCUGAGAACGGUCGAAGCGCUGGCUGGACUGGCAGACGGGAAUGCGGCGCUGGUGGCGAAUGAAGUGGAGGAGGCCGAGGUCGAGGAGGAGCUCGACACACCCUUCAAGCUCUCACCCAUCCAGCAGCUCUUCUUCGACAUCUCCCCCAAGGGCGAGAAUCAUUACAACAUCAGCCAGCUCGUCAGGGUCACGGAGCAGAUCAAGCCGGACGCUCUCGUGGCAGCACUCAAAGCUGUUGUGGCUCGGCAUGGCAUGUUGCGAGCGCGCUUCUUUGCAGACAGAAAGGGCCGGUGGUUCCAGUCCAUCAGCGACGACGUCGAAGGUUCCCUGAAAGUCGAGUUCCACAACUCGUUCGACUGGGCUGAGCUGAUGCCGCUCAUUUCAAAGAGUCAGCGGAGCAUCGACAUUGAAGAUGGCCCUUUGCUGCGCUGUGACUUGAUCCAGGCCGAAGAGGAGCAGUUGCUCUUCUUGUGCGGGCACCACCUUGUAACGGAUUUUGUCUCGUUCCGAGUCAUGUUGCUGCAAGUGGAGCAGAUCCUGAGAUCUGGAGAAACAGAACUUCCGCGGGCCUACUCCUUCCCCAGGUGGCUGAAGCAGCAGGAAAGACAUGUCAACAGUCUUGCAAAGGCGGCGACACGGGCGCCGUACGAUCUUCCGGUCCCCGAUCUGGGGUUCUGGGGUCUGUCGGGCGAAACCAACGUCUGGGGAGACAUUGCGGUGGAGAAGCUGGCAAUCAGUCAGAGUAUGUCGGCGAAGAUAACGGGCGGGGAGCUGCAGGCAAGUACUGCGGACAUGCUGCUGGCGGGCGUGAUUCACGGGUUCCGGGUGGCAUUCCCCGAACGGGAAAUGCCGGCCUUCUACGUCGAGGGCCAUGGCAGGGAGCCUUGGAACGACCACAUCGACCUCUCUCAAACCGUGUCUUGGUUCACCACCAUCACGCCCGUGCUUGUGGCGUCGGCAAACCAGGAUGAUCCCAUGAGCACGCUCUUGGACACUCAGGACGCACGCGAGCGCUUCGCUGGAAAUGGGUUGCCUUGGUUCGCAUCCAGUAUCUACGGCAGUAAGCAGCGCAGCCAUGACAUGGAAGUCAGCUUCAACUACGCAGGGGCAUACCAGCAGCUGGAACGGGCGGAAGCUUGCUUCCAAGCAAUGCCCGACUUCGACCUCUUGAGCUUGGAUGGGAUGAGCCCGACACUGCGGCGAUUCGGGGUCAUCGACAUCUGGGGAGACGUCAGGCACGGCGAGAUUGUACUCUCCUUCGUCUACAACCGGAAGAUGAAGCACCAGGACCGCAUUGGAAAAUGGGUUCGGGAGUCAGAGAGGGCGAUUGCGUCGAUUGUGAAGCAGCUCUCGGCAGGCGAAGCAGCUGGGAAGCAGCCGUCGUUUCCACUACUCGGGAUACCGCCCUCCAAGGUUGCUGGCUUUCUCGACUCGGUGCGGCAGCGCAUCGGACACGACGAAAUUGAAGACAUAUACCCGUGCACGCCAGCGCAGCACGCCUUCAUGCUCAGCCGCAUUAGCGGAAGAGGGCGGCACGAAGCAGGAUUCAUCUUUGAGCUGCAGUCGCAGCAACACAUAGACACAAGCAGGAUCCGGGCGGCAUGGCAGUCGGUAGUGAAUCGGCACGCGUCGCUGCGGACCGUCAUCAUCGAGAGCAGCCGAGGCGACGGCACGUUCGACCAGGUGGUGCUGGCAAAUUUCGAGCCUGCAGUGGUAGAAGUGGCGGGAAUGAGCGUGCAGGAGCUGGACGCACUGCCGAUGGUGGAUUGGGUGGCAGGGCGGCCGGAGCAACAGCUGACAAUCUGCCGGCUCUCUCCAACUGUGGCCGUGGUGCGGCUCGACAUCAACCACGUGCUAGUCGACGGCCUCUCGUCGCAGCCGCUGCAGCGCGACCUGGAGCUGGCGUACGACGGGCUUCUGGACUCGCUUCCGCCGGCGCGAUGGCGCGACUGCGUGGCACAUGCGCUGGGCGGAGCGGCGUCGUCGGAGAGCGCGCUGCGCUUCUGGACGGCGCGGCUUGCAGGGGUACCACCGUGCCCAUUUCCGCUGCUCGCCGACGACUUUGAUGGACGCGACGAGCGAAUGACGGUCGAGGUGCGGCUUCAUGAUGCGCAGGCGCCGGUGCGCUUCUGCCGUGAGCGGGCGUUGACCAUGGCGGACCUGGCGAAAGCGGCGUGGGCGCUGGUGGUGAGGCGCUACACGGGCAGCGGGCAGCCGUGCUUCGGGUGCGCCAACAGCGGGCGCGACAUCGAAAUCGAGGGCGCAGGCGACAUCGUGGGCCUGUUCGCCAACGUGACGGUAUGCAUGGUGCGCGUCGACGAGGCGGCAACGGGCGAGGACUUGCUGCAGCAGGCGCAGGAAGGGGCGCUGGACGAGUUGCCGCACCGGGCGUGCUCGCUGAUUGAGAUCGGACACGCGCUGAAUGUGGCCGUUGACGGCUUUGUCAACACGACGCUGUCGGUGCAGAAGCGCGAGGGCGCGCAGCCGGUGGGCACGGGCCGGUCGGUGGCGGUGCGCGAGAUCGGCCAGGUCGACGACAACGGCUCUGGCGUCAUCGGCGUCGCCUGCACCACCAUCCAAGACCACGAGCUCGAGCUCGCCCUCGAGUGCCGCCAAUCGCUCAUUUCGCACGCCCACGCCGACAAUGUCGCCGCCACCUUCGCCCACAUUCUCGACCAGCUUGUGCGCGAGCCCCAGCUGCCCGCCGCCCGCCUGGCCACUCUCAGCCCCCGCGACGCGUCCCAAAUCCGCCGCUGGAACCGCGCCCAUCACGCGUCACGAGAUGCCUGCAUCCAUUCUGUAGUCGCCGAGCACGCCUACCACCAUCCAGACCGUAGUGCCGUUGAUGCUUGGGAUGGCUGCUUCACCUACGCCCAGCUGGAUACCCAAGCCGAAAGGAUGGCUGCCCACCUGACUCAGCUUCACGUCGGCCCCGAGACCCUAGUGCCUGUUCUGAUGGAAAAGUCCCUGUGGACCAUCGUCUCCAUGCUGGCCGUCCUCAAGGCCGGUGCUGCCUUUGUGCCGCUUGCCCCCGACAGCCCGCUCGAGCGCCUGCAGCACCAGCUCCAAGACACGCGCGCCACCCUUGUCCUGACUUCCCCCCGCCACAAACACGUGCUCGAUGGCAGUAUCCAGCAGGUCGUAGUGUCUAAGGACUUUGUUGAGAGCCUGCCACUCCCCGAGCAGCCCGUCGAAUCGGCCGUGACUCCUGCAAAUGCCGCAUAUGUCAUCUACACCUCCGGCUCCACCGGCCGCCCCAAGGGCAUUGUGCUGGAACACCGCCACGCCCUGUCUAGCGCUGCCGGCUACACCGCCGCCCUUGGCAUGGGUCCCCAAUCGCGCACUCUUCAGUUUUCUGCCUACACCUUUGACAUCAGCAUCGCCGAGAUCUGGGGCACUCUGACCGUCGGUGGCUGCGUCUGCCAGCUGUCUGACGACCAGCGCAUGGAUGAUCUGCCUGGUGCCAUCAACGCCUGCCGCGCCAACUUCCUCUUCAUGACGCCCACUGCUCUGGCACUUCUACGCCCUUCUCAAGUGCCCUGCGUUGAUGACGUCGUCAUUGGCGGAGAGCCGCUCCGUCGUGACCUUGUCGUGACCUGGGCCCCACAUGUCCGCUUAAAUAACGGCUACGGCCCAGCUGAAGCCGCUGUUCAGGCUACGCAGAACUCGAAUCUGACGCCUGCGACGGAGCCUUCAUGUAUCGGCCGCAGCACUUGCUGCAAAACUUGGAUCGUCGACAUCGCCGACGACUCCCGCCUUGCUGCCGUCGGUGCCGUGGGUGAACUGUGGCUGGAAGGCCCUGCUGUGGCUCGAGGAUAUCUCGGCUUGGAGAAGGAGACCGCCGAAGCCUUCGUGACCCGGCCUGCCUUUUUAGACGAGGGAGCCAUGAACCGCUUCUAUCGUACCGGAGACCUCGUGCGCUACGAAGUCGAUGGUAGCAUCAGAUUUCUUGGCCGCAAAGACACACAGGCUAAAAUACGAGGACAACGCCUGGAGCUAUCUGAAGUCGAGUAUCACGCCUCUGACAUUCUCGACCAAAGCAUGACCGUCGCCGCUGAGAUCGUCGUGUCCGCCCAGAAGGACGUGCUGACCUUGUUCGUCGAAGGCUCGGAUUCAUCGGCAGAAUCUAAGCUGCAAGCACAACUUCCCACCAGACUUCCAGGAUACAUGGUGCCGUCCCAAAUAUUCCUUGUCCAACAACUUCCACGCUUGGCAGCAUCAAAUAAACUGAACCGCACCGAACUACGCGCCCUCGGCGCUGCCCUGGCGCUCAGUGCCGCCACCUCUCUGCCCGCCAAAGAGCAACCGCACGGGCACGUUGAGGUGCUGCUGCAACGCUUGUGGAGUGAAGUUCUCGAUAUUCCGGUGCUUCAGAUUGGUGCACAUGACGGUUUCCUCCGGCUUGGCGGGGAUUCGUUGGACGCAAUGAAGCUGGCUGCUGCAGCUCGCAGGCGAGGCUUCGCCCUCAGCGUCGCCAGCAUCAUGACCAAGCGGACAUUGUCCGACAUGGCGCUGGAAAUGAAGGCUGCCAAUGCAAAUGAACACGUCCACAUUCCAGCCUUCUCACUCAUCAAACACGACAGCAAGCCGGCUGACAUCGGUAGCCAGCUGGCGAAGGAGACGGGCAUCGCGGCGGACUUCAUUGAGGAUGCGUAUCCCUGCACGUCCCUGCAGGAAGGCCUCUUCACGGCAUCUCUAAGGCAGCCGGGCGCCUACAUUUCCCGUUAUAUCAUCAACAUCGGUCCGCAAGACGACGUCGAGCGCCUGCAGCAAGCAUGGCAGUCUGUGCUCAAAGCGCACCCCAUUCUGCGGACACGGAUCGUGCAGCCGCAAGGGAUGGGUGCGAUGCAGGUGGUAGUCAGCGCCGAGGUGGAGACCGCCUGGCAAUAUGCCGAUGACGUGGACAGCUACCUCGUGAGGGACCGCGCCGUUCCGAUGCAGCUGGGCGACGCGCUGAUCCGAUUUGGCAUCGUGGCAAACACCAAGUUUGUCUUGACCUUGCACCAUGCCAUAUACGAUAGCAUCUCGCUUCCUCUAUUGGCUGGCGCCUUGAAGAAAGCCUACCGCGGAGAAAGCGUCCCGCGAGCCCCGUCCUACAACCAUUUCAUCAAGUGGAUGUCGAACCUGGAUGCUAAAGCCUCGGAGAGAUUCUGGGCAUCGUACCUGGACGGCUGCUUGGCGCCGUCUUUCCCUCCUGCCUCUGCCCCCGCUCGUGUUUUCAACGCCAGCCUCAUUGCCAAACGUCACAUCGCCGUCAAGAGGAAGCAUGGAUCCAGCCUCACAACCGCCACCUUCCUCCAGACUGCCUGGGGCAUCCUGCUUGCUCGAUACAGCGAAGCACGGGAUGUUGUCUUCGGCGUCACACGAUCAGGUCGCACUGCCCCCCUUCCCCAGAUCGAUGAGAUGACUGGCCCGACGAUUACUACGGUGCCCCUUCGUGUUCAGCUGGGCGACGGUGCACAGCCAAUCAUCGAGUUGUUGAAGCAAGUGCAACAAACGUCGACGCAAAUAAUCGAGCAUCAGUAUUUCGGCCUUCAGGCUAUCCGCCGCGUGAACGAUGAUGCGAAGAUGGCAUGCGAGUUCCGCACUUUGAUCGAGCUGCACGCCCCCGGAGCCGAGGUUGCCAUCGGCAGUGAAGACGGCUUCGAUAUCCUGCGUGGAGAGCAGGACGACGGUGACGUUGCAAAUUUCCACGUCUACCCUCUCGUUGUCACUUGCUCCUUUAGUGACGCGGGCAUUGAUGUGCAGGCUGCUCACGACCCGGAGGUGCUAACUCCCUUCCAGAUGCAGCGCAUGCUGGGACAGCUUGACAAUAUCCUUCACCAGCUAGCUCAUGCAGACUCAACGAUGAAGCUCGAGGACAUUGAUGUUGUUAGCGACGACGACCGAGCUCUCCUGCGCGAGUGGACCACUGGGCACACGCCAGUGAUCGAGAAGUGUCUGCACAGUCUUUUCGAGGAGCAGGCUGCCAGAAGCCCUGGACGCCCUGCCCUUUGCACAACUACGACUACCAUGAACUAUGCGGAGGCGGACAUGUACGCGAACUGCGUCGCCCACCAGCUGCGCCUCCGGCUCCUGGAAAUACAACCUGGCUUCAUCGCCAUGUGCUCAGAGAAGUCUGUCUGGGCCAUCGUAGCCAUGCUCGGCAUUCUCAAGGCAGGCCAUGCUGUUGUUUUGAUGGAUCCCAGUCAGCCGGAGGAGCAGCUGCGCAAACUUGCGGAAACGGCUGGCAUCAGGUUGGCACUGGCCUCGCCAUCAGCCGCUGCAAAACUGUCCUUCGUCGAUCUUAUCACUAUUGACUCAUCUACUGUCCAAGCAUGGCCCGAGUCAAGCGAGCGGAGCAGCACCAAUUCCCGCAGCCCAGCGUUUGCCAUCUCCACUUCCGGCAGCAUCGGAGAGCCUGAGGUCUGCGUAAUCGAACAUUGCAGCUUCGCCUCUGCUGCGCGCUGCCAUGCGGCUGCCUUCCAAAUUGACGCAGAAAAGCGCGCGCUGCAAUUUUCCUCGUACGGCAAUGGCGCUGUGCUCAUCGAGAUGCUGCCGGUGCUGCUGGCCGGUGGCUGCGUGUGCGUGGCCUCGGAGCAGGACGAACUUGUUGACAGCAUCAACAGCCUGGACGCCAACUGGGCCAUCCUCACGCCCUCAUUGCUCGAGCAGCUGGGCGGCCCACAGCGCGUCCCUCAGCUGAAGACGGUCAUCACCGCCGGCGAGCGGCUCCAAGCCCACGCCGUAGCCCGUUGGGCGCCCGCGCUGACGCUGCUGCACGGCUACGGCCAAGCCGAGGCGAGCGGCAUUUUCACACUCACAGAGCCCUUGGCACCCGGUACCAAUCCACGCAACAUCGGCCGCUGUGUUUCCGGCCGCGCAUGGGUCGUCGAACCCGACAACCACGAGAAGCUGUGCCCCGUGGGCGCCGUAGGUGAGUUGCUAAUCGAGGGUCCGCACCUGAGUUCGGGGUACAUCGACAGCCCUAACGCCACGGCCGCCACGUUCGUCACCAGGCCAGCGUGGCUAGACACCGUGGAACCGGCAGAGAGGGUACUGAGGACGGGCGACCUGGUGCGCUGGUGCGCAGGUGGGACGCUGGAGCACCUCGGCCGCCGGGACACGCAGGUCAAGAUCAGCGGCCAGCGCGUCGAGCUAGGUGAAAUUGAGGACAGCCUGCGCGAGCUGCUCACGGCCAAGGGUGGCGUUGACGGCGUCGCGGUGGAGCUUGUGAACGGCCGCCUGGUUGCUUUCUUGGUCCUCGCUGGCAACGCUGGCGAGGCUGACGUCCAGAGGAAGCUGGAUGAUGCUGUUCAGGGGGUACCGGAGCAGCUCGUGCUGCGUCUCCCCCGCUUCAUGCUGCCCGCCGCCUUCCUGCCACUGCAGCGGCUCCCGCUCACGCCGGCGAACACGCUGGACCGGAGGGCGCUGCGGAGUAUCGGUACGGGGCUGCUGGCGCAACGUCGCCAGGCUAAUUUCGUCAGUGCGAAGGAGGAGAACUUGAACGAUAUGGAGAGCCGGCUGCUGGUGUUAUGGAGGGCCACGCUCGGCCCGCGGGCGGAGAUGACUGCCGACAGCAAUUUCGUCGAGCUUGGAGGAGACUCCCUCGACGCCAUGAUGCUCGUCUCCUCAGCGCGCCGUCAAGGCAUCCACCUGACCGUCGCCGACAUCUUCAAGCACUCCAAGCUCGCCGACAUGGCGCUCGUCGCGACGAGGACCGCAGCAGGAACCAAGGCCGAGAACGGAUCCAAGACCGGCUACCGCCCGUUCUCCACGCUCCGAUCCGAGGGCGAUCUGGACGCCCUGCUCCGCCUGCACAUCGCGCCGCGGCUAAACGUCAGCCCGGCUGACAUCGAAGACGCGGCGUGGGCAACGCAACUCCAGACGCAGAUGGUGGCGGCCUCGCAGCUGAAGGAGCGGCACGCCGUCUACUACCUGACGCUGGACCUCUCCGCCGGCGGUCGUGCCAUGGACGCCGAGAAGCUCAAGGAUGCGUGCAGGAAGGUUGUCGCGCGCUACGAUAUCCUCCGCACCGUCUUCGUCUACUACAAGCACCGGCUGCUGCAGGUCGUCGUCCGCGAUCCGGAUGUCGAGAUCGAGGAUCAGGAUGUUGGGCCAGGACAAGCCAGCUUCGAGGAUGAGACCAACGCGUAUGUGCGGAGAGACAGACAGCGACCAGCCCCUAUCAGUGAGCAGGGCGUCCGCUUUGCUGUUCUGAGGGGAAGUGACGCCACACGCCUCGUUAUCCGCUUUCCUCACGCCCAGUACGACGCCAUAUCCCUCUCGCUGAUCUUCUCUGCUAUCGAAUCCACUUACCACCAGCCCGCGUCUUCGCCGCCGCCGCCAUCACCACCCUCCUUCCUCGCUUUCCUCCACGCCGUCCAGUCUCUCCAACCCGCCGCCCAGCGCUUCUGGCAAACUGAGCUUGCCGGUAUUACCCGCGUGACGGAUAUCGUAGAGCGGCCGCACGACCUGCCUCCGAGCGCCUGGUUGCCCGUACAUCCACCCAAGUCGACCCGUACUCGCGUCCUUCGUGGUCCGGAGAGAGGACGUGGCACGAGGUUUCCGUUCUCGACUGUGCUCAAGGCUGCUUGGGCGGCGGUGCUGGCGGAGCUGUCGUCCAGCUCCAGCAAACCCUCCUCCUCCUUGCCGCCGGAUGAAUCACCCGAUCAACCAUACGACCAUUCAUCCGACGAAUCCUCUUCCCCCCAACCAUCUGACGACCAAUCAUCCCAAUCGUCCAACCACCCCGAUGAUGACAACCUUGAAGGAAGCGCCAUCGUCUUCGGCGAAAUCCUGGCCAACCGCUCCGCCGUGCCUUUCCCCCGCGUCGACGAGGUGGCUGGGCCGUGCAUCACGACGGCGCCGGUUAUUGUGCGCGGGCUGCUUGGCGGCCGAUCUGCAUUAGAGCCGGCAGAGCUGCUCAAGCGUGUUGACGACACAGCACUCAGGGCCAGGCCGUUUCAGAGUGUGGGGUUCUUUGAGCAUUUGGGUGGGUUGGACAGUGGUUUCGGGGACGAGGAAGGGAAGAUGGAGGGGAGGAAGCGCCAGCGGACCCUUCGGCGGUUUGGCUCGGUGGUGCAGCACUUGAAUAAGCAUAUGGCGGGGCUGCUGGAUGGUGUCGGGGAGAAGGUGGGCAAUGAAGGGUGUGUUGGCGGCGGCGGCGGCGGCGGCUCUGAGGAGAGAGUCGGGUGGGUGGGUGAGCCGUGGGAUUUGGCGGAUGUGACGGUUGAGACGAAGGUGGUUAUGGGCGAAGAGCAAGUGGAGGGGAGUGAAGAGGGGGGAAGAGAAGCGGUGAGUGUUUCGCUGCAUUCGUGUGAUGAGGUCGUGCCGGCGGUGUUGGCAGAGGCGAUGAUGGAGAGAUUGUGUGGGUGGAUUGAGGUGUUGUGGGCGUGUGAAAGUGAAGAGACCAACAGUGUCGUGGCUAAUGGCAACGGCCUACUGGAGGUGGGAUGGCAGAGGAAGAAGGGCGAGGGACUGAGGAUUCCGGUUUCUAUGCCUGUGGCUGCUGCUACAAGAGCGACCGUUGGGACUAAUGGUCUUGCUGAUGCUGCGGCGCCAUCUCGUCAUACCCAGGAGCGACAGCAGCAGCAGCAGCAGCAGCAGCAGCAGCAGCAGCAUGAAGAGAAAUUGGCAUUGUGUUUGGAAUGCCAGAGGGAAGUCCUCCUUGGAACGAAGAUUUGUCAGAACGAGCCACCCCCUGCGCCACUACUAUCACCGGAUGCAUCGUUCUUUGAUAAGAUGGCGGCGAAUGGUAAUGAAAGCCACAAUCAAACCAAUUUGAACAACGUUCAGCAAUGCCUCAUCAUACAUCACUCCGCCUAUCCCAACUAA